CGAAUCCAAUUCGGUUAAACAUUAGUCCACCGCUAAUAGAGAGAGCGCCCGCCAAUCAACAAAGAAGGAACAGUCGCAAAAACACACUCUCCUCCUCAAACAUGUCUCAACUGUCGACUCUCUACCUCUUCGCUUACAAUUUUCUUCAGGCUCUUGGAUGGGCAAUUUCUCUCUCCAGAAUUUUGAGCAACUUGGUCUCCACCAAAUCAUUCAAUGGCGCUUACUCUUCUUCCGGACAAUUAAUCUGUUUGUUGCAAACUGUUUCAUUCUUGGAAGUUGUCCAUGGAGCAAUAGGUAUUGUGCCGAGUGGAGUGCUGCUUCCGCUUAUGCAAUGGGGUGGAAGGUCUCAUUUUUUAUUGGCAAUUGUUCGUCGCGUCGAUGAGGUCCAGGAGCUACCAUCAGUUUUCGUGACUUUCAUUGCUUGGUGCCUAAUUGAGGUAAUCAGGUAUCCACAUUAUGCUUUGAAUUGUGUGGGAAGUUCUCCAUCUUUAAUUACCUACGUCAGGUACACUGCUUUUAUUGUUCUGUAUCCACUAGGCCUUGCUGGUGAAAUGUGGCUCAUGUACCAAGCACUUUCGUUUAUAAAGACAAAAAACCUCUAUGCAGAUUCCUUUGCUGGCCUCCCUUUCACCUACUAUGAUUUUGUCAGGGUUUUGCUUCUGUGCUAUCCAUUUAUGUGGCUAAAGCUUUACCUGCAUUUACUUGAGCAACGGAAGUCCAAACUAGGUAAACAACGUAAGAAAAAGAAAAACUGAAGGCUUUAGUUCUGUCAAUCACUGAUCAAGGUAAGACUAGACAUUAAACUUCUUGCAUGCAUUUGUUGCUGAUAUGGCCUGCUGCGUCCAGUAUUUAAUGUCAAAAGUUUGAAAUGUAUGCAGUUAUAUAUCAUACCAUUGGCCCGCCAAUUGUUAGAUUUAUUGCUCCUUUUUAAAUGUUAAGUACAAUUAUUAAUCCCUAUCAGGUGCUAAAAUUAUUGGUAGUAGACUGUCGAUGAUUCUUUGCACUUGAUAGAUAAUGAUAGUGAUUCUUGCUUAUAGCAACAGUUAAAUUUAUGGCAAUGUUUUUGUUUCAACUAAUUGAUUUUGAGAUUUUGUUCAA
Camellia sinensis is the source of this 1098-nucleotide messenger RNA. RefSeq names its product Protein-tyrosine phosphatase-like, PTPLA. Gene Ontology annotation, biological process: very long-chain fatty acid biosynthetic process; fatty acid elongation; sphingolipid biosynthetic process. Lineage: Eukaryota; Viridiplantae; Streptophyta; Magnoliopsida; Ericales; Theaceae. The record is from RefSeq and is a predicted model, not a curated record. Gene Ontology annotation, molecular function: 3-hydroxyacyl-CoA dehydratase activity. Gene Ontology annotation, cellular component: endoplasmic reticulum membrane.